AUGAAUCACGCAAGCAUAAUUAGAAGGGACUGUGGGCGAGUACUGAGCAGUCAAUCGCCUCGAAAAGGUCUCAGGCUAGGCACGUACAUCCGCAUAAAAAGAUCACUAGCGACUUCUUCUUCUCUAGUAAUGCCCAAUAACCAAGCGGAGCCAAGCACGACAUGGCAAGACCGGUCCAUCGCCAUGGAGGGUACACUUAACAUGCGCGAUCUCGGAAGCCUUCGAACGAAUGACGGUCGAUACAUCGUCAGGAACCGCCUCUUUCGAAGUGCGAACCUCGCUCAGAUCACCAAUAGCGAUAUGGAGACACUAGCGCGACUCGGUAUAAAGACAGUCGUGGAUUUACGCGGCCCAAAGGAAGCUCUCGACCAUCCCGAUCGGGUACCUGCUGGAACAACAAUCAUCCCAAGUCCAAUCAUCGGAAGCGAUACUGGCGAUGCGAUCGAUGAUACGACUAUCCGAGCGCUUGUUCUCGAUGCUGGCCUCCCAGAAACCAUGCUAAAUGUCGCCAAAGUCAGUCAAUAUGGACCUUAUUAUCGCAUGCUCUUUCUCGUUAACAGUUAUGGCACGGAAAUUCAUACAUCCAAAUUGACAAAAUACAGCCUUUUCUUUCGCUCCCUCCUUGAUCUGGCUCCGAACGAAAGUCUCUUAGUUCAUUGUACUGGAGGCCGUGACCGCACUGGCAUGGGUAUAGCAUUAUUGCUCAAAGCCCUUGGGGUUUUCCAGAAAGACAUCGAGGCCGACUUUGUGGCUUCGAAUCAUGCUCUCCAGCCUGAUCGCGAGGACCCAAACUCGACAGCCUUCCUUCAAUCUCAUUCCGCCAACGUAUUCCUGCAGCCACCAGCGAACAAAUACUAUCAGCAGGUUGCAAAAGAGCUUGGAGCAUCCCCAGAAAGCAUCAGGAAUGCCGUCAAACUAAAGGCCGACCUACUCAGACGUACUUUCGCGUCAAUAGAUGCUCGAUAUGGAUCUUUUUUGUGGUUCCUUGAGAGCCAGUUAGGAGUAGGCCCGGAGGAAUUGAAUAUCUUGAGACCGAAACUUCUGACUGAGAUCAAAUGA
This is a messenger RNA of Aureobasidium melanogenum CBS 110374, 1059 nucleotides long. RefSeq lists its product as uncharacterized. The record is from RefSeq and is a predicted model, not a curated record. Gene Ontology annotation, molecular function: phosphoprotein phosphatase activity. NCBI's taxonomy places the organism in Eukaryota, Fungi, Ascomycota, Dothideomycetes, Dothideales, Saccotheciaceae. Gene Ontology annotation, biological process: dephosphorylation. The coding region runs from base 1 to 1059 and encodes 352 amino acids. The transcript has 2 exons.